AUUUUCUUUUCCACCCGGGAUUACCAACCAGUAACGUGUGGAAAGCUCACAAGCUGUCCAAACCCGCGCCCUCCGUCCAUCUCUCUAAUUCCCCUUUGUCGUUUGUCUUUGGCAAUUGCCCCCCCAGUCCCUUUUUCCUUUGGUUCAGCUUUUCUACAUACAAUACAUAACCACACACAAUGUAUCGCAGCGGCAUGCGUUCGGCGCCCCGCGCCCUGAGCGCCACCCGACAGUCGGCAAUUCGCGCAGCUCCUAGACGAUUCGCCUCAACAGCACCCGCCGACAAGCCGAGGACGUGGAAGGGUGCGGCAGUGAGAUGGGGUCUGGCCGCCGGUGCUCUUUACUGGUACAACACAAGUCCAGUCUUUGCCGAGGAGCCCAUCCCCAAAACGAUCGCCGCCCCGUCCCAAUUCUCCGAGUCCGAUCUUACCACCGUCGAUGCCAUUGUUGAAGAGAAGCGCAAGCGUGCCAUCGUAAAGGCCGAGGAGGCCAAGCCCGCCGCCACCGCCGCCCCCGUACCGACAGAAGCCAGCGAGCAGACCAAGGCUGCGCUCGAGGGUGAGGCCGCCGAGGGAAGCCCGGCACCCGCCCCCGGCUCUCCCGAGGCAUUGGAGGCCGAGGCGGAUCAGCAGGGUGCCUUCAACCCUGAGACGGGCGAGAUCAACUGGGACUGCCCGUGCCUGGGCGGCAUGGCUGACGGUCCCUGCGGAGAGGAGUUUAAGGCUGCGUUCAGCUGCUUCGUCUACUCCAAGGAGGAGCCCAAGGGCAUGGACUGUAUUGAGAAGUUCCAGGGAAUGCAGACGUGCUUCAGGAAAUACCCCGAGGUCUACGGCGACGAGCUGGCCGAUGACGAGGGCGCCGAUGAAGCCGAAGCCGCCGCCGCCGCGCCCGCCCUCGACGCCAAUGCCGAUGCCGCGAUUGCGCCGCCCACCAAGGCCGUUGAGGAGAAGAAGGAGGACAACAAGGAGAUCAAGAAAGAGACCAAGGAGACCAAGGCCGACACCCCAGAGAAGACCCCUGAGGCCGAGGUCAAGCCCGAACCCAAGGCGGAGAAGACGAAGCCCGCGCCGGCCGAGAAGCAGGAGAAGCCCAAGGCCCCUGCGGCUCCCUCGCCCGAGCCUGUUGAUCUUACCCAGCCCAACAACAAGGCCGUCGAUGCCACUGCGGCGAACAACAUCUAAGAACAAGAGAGUUUCUUGCUUUCUGUACCAAUUUACACACAAAUAGCUAUCGUCAGGACCGGAGAGUAAAAGGUGGCAGAGAAGGAGCGAACGCUUGGCUGCGAAGCCGCAGCUGCGGGCUGCGGAGCGUAGAGCGUGGCUAAUGAAACCAUGAAGGGGGAAAAAUCAGGCAUAUUUCAUGUACCAUAAUCGUGUACACAGUGUACCAGUACGGAAGCAAAAGAAAAAGAGCAAUAGACAUACACUUCUCUGAGAGACUACCCAAG
Colletotrichum scovillei is the source of this 1447-nucleotide messenger RNA. Its product is annotated as CHCH domain-containing protein. Bases 180 to 1181 code for a protein of 333 amino acids. Lineage: Eukaryota; Fungi; Ascomycota; Sordariomycetes; Glomerellales; Glomerellaceae. Gene Ontology annotation, biological process: protein import into mitochondrial intermembrane space. The transcript has 3 exons. Gene Ontology annotation, cellular component: mitochondrial intermembrane space. The record is from RefSeq and is a predicted model, not a curated record. Gene Ontology annotation, molecular function: protein-disulfide reductase activity.